AGGCUGGGUUUAUAACAACAACUGGCACAGAACAGAAACAUUUAAAUCAUUGUUUCUUAGGCGUUUAGUGAUGUUAAAAACUCUAUCUAUGUUAUCUUAUAUAAACACAACGGCUUACCAAUGGUCAUGUAAAUUCACCGUUAGCCUGUCAGCUAAUGUCAACAACAAACAACAACACUGCUUAAGAGGGAUUUGUCCAGCUUGCUAACGCCAAAGUUGACUCGCCAACACAAGCAGUGGCUUGACCAGAAAACAAGGAAGCCACUGGCAGUUUAUGUGAAUGGAAGGAGAAGUUUCAAGAGCUGGGUCCAAUGUUGAAGACAACAGCAAGUAUGGGAGGAACCACUGUGAGACCAUGACCCUCAGGAAAGAAGAUAUGCACAUAUAUGGCCACUGUCCAGCACAUGAUGAUUUCUACCUGGUGGUGUGCAGCCACUGUAGCCAGGUGGUGAAGCCUCAAGCCUUUGAGAAGCACUGCGAGAGGCGACAUGGUCCUCUCAUGAAGAUGUGUGGCCAGUCAUCUACUUUGGCUCCACAGCAGCGACCUCGCCCUGGCCGGACUCCUACAAGUCUUCCCGUCUCUAGAGAGAGGCAGAAGGAUGGCAGAUGUCAUGAAGUCAGUGUCCCCUCCUCAGCAGCGUUACCUGUCCACCAGCACAGGCCUACCAAGGCCCAGAAGGACACUUCAAGUUUACCUUCAGUGGACAAGUUCCCUCAGGAGAACCCUCCCCUGCCGCAUCACUCCGCCUCCACGCCUCGUCCUAGGGUUCCUCCAUGGCACACGGGACCCCUACCCCCUGGCCACUGUUCCUCCUCUACCUCCUCCACUUCUCCAUCAGAGAGACCCCCUGUGCAGAAGCCCACAGCUGGGCAGUCGAGUGAGUCUCUCAGUCCUCUGCGGGGAACGAGAACUUACAGCCGGAUUUACAAAAACAUUAACAAGAAAGAAUGUGACCUGAACAAACACUGCAGAGUUGUGGAUCAAGAAAGGAAGAAGCUGUGCAGCCGGAAGCUUAUAUGCAAUAACGAUUCCAUCCACCAGCAGCAGGGAGCGUUGGGUAGGACUAAAACCUUCGAUCAGUUGGCAGUGGAGCAGAGAACCCCAUCAGCAGGUCGAGACAUUGAGCAGCUUCCUGUCAAAUCAAAAGACAAGGAGCAACAUUUAGAAGCUUUUGAAGAGAAAAUAGCAAACCAGGGCAGUAAAACCAACUUCAACAACAACUGCCACAUUCUCAGCAGGUCCAGGAAUCCAUCAGAAAGCUUUCCAGAGGAGGAAGAAGGUGACAGUACUGUGAAAGUGGAGGUUCAACAUCCAUACCCCUUCAACCAGAACCUGCUGUCAAGCGAGGAGAAUGAAGAUGAUGAGCAGGAGGAAGCCACAGACCUGCCUGCCACACCCUGGCACCCCAAACCUCUUGGGCUAUGCACUUUUGGAUGCCACACACUGGGUUGCAGCAUCUUCACCUUCGACCGGCGUUUGCACCACCUGCGGUUUGCACUCAGUGCCAUGUUGGAGCACCACGUCAACACACACUUUAGGAAGAAGAUGCCUGAAGUAUCAUCAGGUCUCAGGUCACACCAUGUCACAUCUCCAUCCUCACCUGUCAGGACUGGAGCUAGACACUCCCACUCCCCUGGCUCCCUCAACUUUGAGUCUACCUCACUGGGACAACUGGAAACCAAAAGUAAUCAGCACCACCCUCACAGUACCAAACCGCCUUCUUCCACCACCUCUGCGAGCCUCGGGCCCAGUCGACAGCGCAACGCUGUUAGGCGACCCGGGAAGGCUCGGCUAAAGGAGGUGGAGCAAAUGCAAGAUGUGAGCGCAGCACAGAAAGCUACAAAGCUGUCACACAGCAGCGAGGACAAAUCCUCCAGAUACAUUAGAGAUCCCCCCCUCCAUGAGAAGGGCCAGCCACACGUUCCCUCCUCUCAAGGACCAAUCAAUGGUACCUUCUCACACGGAAAGAAGCCAUGUCCUCCUCUUCCACUACAGCCCUCAGAGAGACACUUGUCAGUUUUGGAGAAGCGUUCUCCUUUACCGGCUCCUCACCAUCCAACCCACCGCUCCCCCCGCUGCAAAGGGAGGUCCCCAGCGAUUCAGCAGAAAGCGGUGGGCUAUGACCACAGGGCCCCUGCCCAGAAGCGCAAAGGCAGCAGUGAAUCACCACCUCUCAACUCCUCGCUAUCCAUGAACUCCAAGUGUCAACGUUUAUCCUCCCCUUCCCGCUCAAACCUCCUCUCUUUGAAGGGAGAGAGCAUCGAGGAUGUGCUUUCUUGGGGUCUGGAGAAAAGAUCAGACUCCUAAAGAACAGUCAAGAGGCCAGCCUUAAAAAGACCACUUGGAGAAAAGGCCUGCUGCCCACUACAGCUGCUGCCAGUAUGAGUGUGUGUGUGUGUGUGUAUGUGUGUGUUUUUGUUCACAUUUAUUUAUGUCUUCACAUUUUUACGCACAGACAUUAGGAAUAAGUCUUUGUCUGCACAUUACUGUAUGUGUGUAUUAUUGCAAAAUGUCUAUUUUUCUACACGAUUAAAUGUUUGAGUUGAUUGCCUGCGUAAGAACAUAAAAAUACCUCGAUCCACACAUUAUGCUGCUAAAAUGAAAAGUCAUUCAAUGGCAAAAUCAUUAAAAACUUAUGAAAUCUUA
Molecule: messenger RNA, 2647 nt
Organism: Thunnus maccoyii (southern bluefin tuna)
Lineage: Eukaryota; Metazoa; Chordata; Actinopteri; Scombriformes; Scombridae
Gene: atxn7l2b
Product: ataxin 7-like 2b
Exons: 10
Coding region: 281-2308 (675 amino acids)
Source: RefSeq, a predicted model, not a curated record